This is a messenger RNA of Stegodyphus dumicola, 1035 nucleotides long. RefSeq lists its product as uncharacterized. NCBI's taxonomy places the organism in Eukaryota, Metazoa, Arthropoda, Arachnida, Araneae, Eresidae. The record is from RefSeq and is a predicted model, not a curated record.
AUGGUCCAAGAAAGAAAGCAUGCUUCAGGACCACGUAGCAGAAUAGGCUGGUUGCAAACUCUCAGAGCAAUACUAAAACUUUCUGAAGAAAUGUUACAUGAACGGGAAUAUUUUAUGACAAAGAGGUGCAAUCAGGAUUGUCUUGAAAAUUUUUUCAGUCGUAUCCGAGGGAGUGGGGGCAAUCGCACAAAUCCAUCUGCUUAUGAAUUUUCUUCACUUUUCAAGAUUGCAUGUGUAAAUUCUUUCCGUAACACAAAUAAGUUUUCAAAUUGUGAGCCAGAUGGGGAUAAAUUUAUGUUUUUCAUUUUGUCUGCAGUACCAUCAACUACAAUUGAGGAAAAUGAAGUACAGAAGGAGGAGGUGAAAGAAGGACAAAUUACAAGUAAUGAUGAUUUUGAUGACUCUCUUGUCAUUGAUUUUGAUUCCCCUUGUCAGGAUGCAUGUUUUGAAAGACUUGAUAAUUUGUCACAAAAUGUUGUUGCUUAUCUGAGUGGAUAUUUAUCCAGAAAGGUAUUAUAUUCCUUGAAUCUUAAUGAGUGUGAUAUAUGCAGUAUUUCACUGACAGACAGAACAAAGCCAAUGCUGCAGCAUACUCUAUUUUUAUACCUUAAAGAAUAUAAAAAUCAGGAUAUAACGGAAGGAGGAUUGACACAUCCGUCAGAAAGCAUGACAAAAUGCAUUGCUGAACUUCUUCAGAAAGCAAAUAAUUUUUUCUCCCACCACUUGCCAAUAUGUAACAUUUUGCAAAAUCUGAAAAAUGUGUUAUCACAGUUACCAGUGUUUCAGUUUUUGUGCUGUGAACUUCAUUCAAAUGAUGUUAAAAAGAAGAUUGUAUCUUUUGCCUCUGCUUUUUUUUUAAAAAAUUCAUCUUCGGGAAAAAAAAUAGAAAAAUUAGUAAAUAUAACACAGAUCUGAAAAAACUACAAAAGGGGAAACAUUAAUAGAAAUGUAAUUAACUAAAUUAAAAGCAAAGGGUGUAUGUGCUACUUUGUGUGAAUUGCUGAGGGUUUUUUUUUUUUUUCAUUAUUAUUAUGU